GCUCUGAUGAUGAAGAAUAUGAUGAAGAAUAUGGUUACGCGGGAAGUCUGUUUGCUGACCAGAAAUGGGAUGAUGAUGAUGAUGAGGCAGACAGAGUGUACAAUGCGAUAGAUAACCGAAUGGACGAGAAACGCAAAGAGAAGCGAGAGGCUAAGUAA
Messenger RNA from Sphaeroforma arctica JP610, 158 nucleotides. RefSeq lists its product as hypothetical. The annotation marks the transcript as partial. Gene Ontology annotation, biological process: mRNA splicing, via spliceosome. The record is from RefSeq and is a predicted model, not a curated record. The transcript has a single exon. Lineage: Eukaryota; Ichthyosporea; Ichthyophonida.